CCAACGGAUUCAAGCUUGGCCGGAGAAGUUCUUUUCGUUUCAUUAAGAUUAGGGUUUGCCUUUUCGGAGUUAGGGUUUCUCUCUGUUUUAUCUCUUAGAUCAGCUCACCUUAUUCGUUUUCUCGUUUUGUUCCUUGAUGUCUUCCCUCCGACCAGAUCUCACAGGUCGGAUAUGGCUAGAACAAGACCGAGAGCCAGCGACGAUGGAUUCAGAACUGAACACAGAGAUCGAUCACUUCGACAGGUUACCUGACUCUCUCCUACUCAUAGUCUUCAACAAGAUCGGAGAUGUCAAAGCCUUGGGCCGCUGCUGCGUCGUCUCUCGUAGGUUCCAUGGUUUGGUACCUCAGGUCGACAACGUUGUGGUUCGAGUCGAUUGCGUUAUCUCCGACGACGACGGUGGUUCCACAGCUGCUUCCGCGGAUAAGAACCGUGGUGUCUUCUCGAACUUUUGUCGGUUCGUGUUCGGCGGAAUCGUUAAGCCUCUGCAAGCUAUUGGGCAUUUCCUUGGACCCAAGAAGAUUUUGUCAACUUCUACAUCAUCGUCGUCGUCAACUCCGUUUGGUGGUGGUGGUGGAGGGGCUGGAGGAACUGAAGAGGACGAUAUGGAGGCCGGUGGAGUCACCCACCACUCGCCCACGCAGGUUCUGAAGAAUUUCAAUGAGAUCAGGCGGCUCCGAAUUGAGCUCCCAAGCGGAGAACUAGGGAUUGAUUCGGGUGUUUUGCUCAAAUGGAGGGCUGAUUUUGGAUCCACCCUUGAUAACUGUGUGAUCCUUGGUGCCUCAUCUGUCCUCUCCCCUGAUACCGCCAAAUUGGAGACUAUUGCCGGUUUCGGUGGCGGUGAUGGUUCGUGUGUCGUCGGCAGUGUAGACGACAAUGGGAACAUACCUGAAUCGUUUUAUACUAACGGAGGGCUGAAAUUGAGAGUCGUUUGGACCAUUAGUUCUCUGAUUGCAGCUUCUGCCAGGCAUUACUUGCUUCAGCCGAUAAUUGCAGAGCAUCAAACCCUUGAUGGCUUGAUUCUCACAGAUGCUGAUGGGCAAGGUGUGCUGUGUAUGAACAAAGAGCAAUUGGAGGAGCUGAGGGUGAAGCCCUUAUCUGCUUCUACCGCUUCUAGACGAACUCUGGUUCCUGCACUCAACAUGAGGCUUUGGUAUGCUCCCCACUUGGAGCUACCUAAUGGAGUUGUCCUUAAGGGGGCGACACUGGUUGCAAUUAGGCCGACUGAGCAGUCGGCAACGACGAAGAAGGAGACCUCUGAUUGCUCAUGGGUUUCUGGAGCUUUCGAAGAGCCAUAUGGGACAGCUGCCAAGCUGCUGGUGAAGAGACGGACCUACUGUCUUGAGAUGAACUCCUUCUGAGGGUAAUGGAAGUUGAGGGUAAGCAGAGAAACUUUAAGGUGGGGAAGCGGAGUAUUUUGGGAUGCUGAAAUAACUUAUCCUGAGAGAGAUGAGAUCAGGGUUGGGUGCAAACAUGUUUCCUUCCACGAGGGCUUACAGAUCUCUGGCUCCUCUUCUUGCUACCCAACCCAAGUGAGAGAAUCAUCCCCGGUUGGUGCUAUGUGCUGUAAAGGUGUUGUUGCCUUUGUGUGCUUGAACCGGAAGUAAUGCAUCUGCAUUUUUUGUGUUUUUGUUGCCGGCACAUGCUUGUAAGAGUUCACAGUUUCACACAAUCCUAUCUGAUGAUGAUCCAAUCCUGUCUAAGCUUUUUGAUGUUGUGAGAGCUUUAAAAGAUUGUAGACAUAAAACUUCAAAUUUAAUUUCCUUGUAAAUGUGAAUAUUGUAGGUAACAGAUAUGCUUUUUUGCUU
This is a messenger RNA of Telopea speciosissima, 1807 nucleotides long. Its product is annotated as F-box protein At5g46170-like. The coding region runs from base 137 to 1360 and encodes 407 amino acids. Gene Ontology annotation, molecular function: protein binding. Lineage: Eukaryota; Viridiplantae; Streptophyta; Magnoliopsida; Proteales; Proteaceae. The record is from RefSeq and is a predicted model, not a curated record. The transcript has 2 exons.